Pseudozyma hubeiensis SY62 is the source of this 771-nucleotide messenger RNA. RefSeq names its product metal resistance protein YCF1. NCBI's taxonomy places the organism in Eukaryota, Fungi, Basidiomycota, Ustilaginomycetes, Ustilaginales, Ustilaginaceae. The transcript is spliced from 4 exons. The coding region runs from base 1 to 771 and encodes 256 amino acids. The record is from RefSeq and is a predicted model, not a curated record.
AUGGCCGUCUUCAAAGGCGGACCUGCCCUUCCCAAGCGAUCCGAGACGACCAUGAGUGCCCCUCCCGCCACCAACACUUCCCCUCCCUCCACACCUGCCAGUCGCACGCAGCGCACCACCGCUGUACUCUCCAACCGACCCAGCAAGCUCAACAACGACGACGUUGACAUGCAGGAUAUGGAUAGUGGUGACGACUACGCCACGUCGACGUUCCGCGGCUCGAGCACUGACGACGAUGGUGACGCAGGCAUCACUACCCCCAUUUCCGACAUUCGUUCCACCUCGCGCAACAACAAUGUUAAGAGGGAGUUGGACGACGCUGACGAUGCUGACGGCGGGCCUGCAAAGACUCGCAAGACGGCUCUGACUGAAGAUGCCGCUCGCGACGUCAAGCCGAUGAAGGCCGAGCCGUCGACUCCGAAGAAAGCUCGCACCAACGCUGCCGCUGGAUCCAGCAAGGAUGGCCCCAAGACUCCGACCAAGAGGCAGACCAGCUCGGCUCCUGCGACCCCUGGACAGGCUGGUGAGUCCCUCAGCAACUGGAACUCUGAUCACUGGGACGAUCUCAACUUUGCCAUCCUCAAAGUCGCCCUUGACCACUCUGCGGAGCUCUACGAAGCCAGCCCUAGCCUCAACCCUUGGAGAUUCAAAGGUCGUCUCCUCGUCAAAGUCCGUCAGCUAAUGAAAGAUGCUACCGGCGGCGAUGUGGCUGGCAAGCGCUGGGACGUCGAGUGCAAGCCUGGUCGAGCCAAGAGCUCGCCGAAGAAGUAA